Alligator sinensis (Chinese alligator) is the source of this 1290-nucleotide messenger RNA. RefSeq names its product chromosome unknown C21orf91 homolog (gene CUNH21orf91). NCBI's taxonomy places the organism in Eukaryota, Metazoa, Chordata, Crocodylia, Alligatoridae. The record is from RefSeq and is a predicted model, not a curated record. The transcript has 6 exons. Bases 350 to 1219 code for a protein of 289 amino acids.
CAGGGCAACUAUGAAUGAGGAGCAGUUUGUGAACAUUGACCUGACGGAUGACAAUGUGUGCAGCGUGUGCAAGCUGGGCACAGAACAGGAGACGCUCUCAUUUUGCCAUGUGUGUUUUGAGCUGAACAUCGAAGAAAAUAAUGGAGGGGUGAACAGCUCAGCCAAGUGAAGUUUGAGGCUUUUUAAGAUGAAGUCUCACAGGCUGCUACAAAAAGACUGUUAUCCUGCCCCACAAGUCCUCUGGCUGGCAUCAGCCUUCCUGCUUACCUGGAGCAGAUAGCUUGGGCCAAGGCUAGCCUGCCUAGUUUGCGAGGGGGAAUUUGCAGGGGGAAGUGCAAAGCAUCCUGGGAUGCUGACGAACUGUGUACCAAAGUCUAAUCUCCUACAUACAAGAUCAUUAAGGGGGCACAGAGACUGCUUUGAGAAAUUCCACUUAAUAGCAAACCAGGAUUGCCCACGAUCAAAACUUUCCAAAAGUACCUAUGCAGAAGUAAAAAACAUCUUGAGCAAAAAAAUUAACCGGAUUAUACAGUAUGCACAAAACAAGGAUUUGGACUCUGAUUCUGAAAGCUCAAAAACAUCCCAGCACCAGCUUUUUAACUUCAGACAUCAGACAGACAGAAAACUGCUCCCACAGUUUGAUUCCCCAGUACCCAGGUACUCUGCAAAAUGUAUAGAUGGAAAUUCUGGGAGCAUUUCAAACUGUUCACAGAGUAUUUUUGAACCAAAAGAAUCCACUGAUUUCAGACUCGAUAUGUUGCAAAAAACUGGUGCUACAUUUCACUGCAGUAGUGUUUUGUGGGCUAGUCGCAGCCAAGCACAGAAGACAGAAAAUGCUGAAAGUGAUUUGGAUACCAGUGUUCAAAGAAGAUGUCCCCAUUAUAGCAGGGAAGAACUGAGUACAGUGACUCUUGGAGAGUUAGAGCAACUAAAUAAAAAGCUUCUCAAGCAAGUACAGGUUCCUGCACUAUAUGAAGUUAGUUUAUUGGCAAAGCUGGAAAUGAAAAAGAAGCCCCCAGAUGCCUGCUUACUAUCACGCAGUGCUUUGCUACUGCAUCCAGACAACUGUGAGGUGAAUAACAAGUACACAGCAAGUGGUAUUUGUACAAUAAUGAUGCAGCUGAAGCAUUAUUGCAUCUAUCAGCUAUAUAAAUUUGCAACAGAAGCAAAACUGAAAAUCCAGGGUUUGGUAAGAAUGGGUUUUAGGACUGAGGUAUGAAGACUGCAUGACAUGCAUGUGAAAUGUCAUUAAAGUUGUCAAUAAAGAUGCACUCUGCUUGUAUAAAUGCU